Drosophila serrata is the source of this 1218-nucleotide messenger RNA. It is a transcript of the gene Or74a, whose product is annotated as Odorant receptor 74a. The record is from RefSeq and is a predicted model, not a curated record. Gene Ontology annotation, cellular component: plasma membrane. Gene Ontology annotation, biological process: detection of chemical stimulus involved in sensory perception of smell; sensory perception of smell. NCBI's taxonomy places the organism in Eukaryota, Metazoa, Arthropoda, Insecta, Diptera, Drosophilidae. Gene Ontology annotation, molecular function: odorant binding; olfactory receptor activity.
AUGUCGUCCCAUCGCUACCGACCCCGUCUCCCGGACGGGGAGUUGGCCCCGCUGCCCUGGCCGGUGGCGCUGUAUCGGAUCCUGAACCACAUAGCCUGGCCGCUGGAGGAGGGCUGCGGUCGCUGGACCGUGUUCCUGGAGCGGGUGAUCAUCUUCCUCGGCUUCCUGGUGUUCUGCGAGCACAAUGAAGUGGAUUUCCACUACCUGAUAGCCAACAGGCAGGAUAUGGACAACCUGCUGACGGGCAUGCCCACGUACCUCAUUCUGGUGGAGAUGCAAAUACGCUGCUAUCAGCUGGCCUGGCAUAAGGACCGAUUUAGGGGGCUCCUGCAGCGUUUUUACGCGGAGAUCUACGUAAAGGAGGAGUCGGAGCCGCAGCUCUUUGCCCGAAUCCAGCGCCAGAUGCUGGCCACACGGAUCAACUCCACCGUUUACCUGCUGGCCCUGUUCAACUUCCUGGUGGUGCCCAUCCAGAACGUAAUCUACCAUCGCCGCGAGAUGCUUUACAAGCAGGUGUAUCCCUUUGACAACACCCAGCUGCAAUACUUCAUCCCCCUGCUGGGCCUCAACUUCUGGGUGGGCGUCAUCAUCACCAGCAUGCUCUUUGGGGAGCUGAAUGUCAUGGGCGAGCUGAUGAUGCAUCUGAAUGCCCGCUACGUCCAGCUGGGCCAGGACCUUCGUCGCAGUGCCCGCCGCCUGUUGGAAGCAGGAGAUGGAGGUGGGGACUUAGCUAGCAGCUACCGACGGGCACUGACCCACAUCCUGCGGCGAAACGUGGCUCUGCGGGAUUUUGCCGACCGUGUGGAGGAGGAAUUCAGUUUCCGGAUCUUUGUGAUGUUCGCCUUCAGUGCUGGACUACUCUGCGCCCUGUUCUUCAAGGCCUACACGAGUCCCUCGGGUAAUGUGGCUUACAUUGUAUGGUUCCUGGCCAAGUUCAUGGAGCUGCUGGCCCUUGGAAUGUUGGGCUCAAUUCUUCUCAAGACGACCGACGAACUGGGCGUGAUGUACUAUACCUCGGACUGGGAACAGAUUGUCCACCAGUCGGAGGAUGUGGCCGAGAACCUCCGGGUGAUGAAACUGGUCACCUUGGCCAUCGAACUCAACUCGAGGCCGUUCUUUAUCACCGGCUUAAAAUACUUUCGAGUCAGUUUAACGGCUGUGCUAAAGAUAAUCCAGGGCGCCUUCUCCUACUUCACCUUCCUGAAUUCGAUGCGAUGA